CCUCAUCGACGCGGAAGAUUCUCCCUCCUCAUUAAUCGCACGAGCCGAGCGAAAACUUAAGAGAACGCUGUGUGCAAUGGCUACGUUUCGCUUUGGACAGCACAUCAUAAAGUCUUCGGCUGUGUUCCUGCAGACGGAGUUGUCCUUUGCCCUGGUCAACCGAAAGCCAGUCGUGCCCGGUCAUAUUUUAGUCUGCCCCCUUCGAGUCGUCGAGCGGUUUCGGGAUCUUCAUCCUGAAGAAGUGUCAGAUCUGUUCAUGACCACACAGAGAGUGGGAGAUGUUAUUGAGAAACACUUUCAGGCGACAUCUCUAACCAUCGCUUUACAGGACGGACCUGAGGCAGGACAGACAGUCAAGCAUGUCCACGUCCACGUGCUGCCGAGGAAGACUGGAGACUUUGAGAGGAACGACAGCAUCUACGAUGAGAUGUGGCCAUACUGUGUACAGCCGAGUGACGAGAAGCUCUUGGAUAUAGUGUCUCUCUUUGGCAGAUGUAUUGAACAGCUCCAGAAACAUGACAAAGAAGGUGAGGAUGUUCCUUCCAAAUGGAGAUCAGAAGAGGAGAUGACCAAAGAGGCGUCAGAAUUACGAGGCCUCUUCAAUGAACCUCUUUAGGAGUGGCUGAUUCAGAUGGAAGACGACAACAAGUUGUGAUUAUAUAUGUUAACUGAUCUUUAGCAUCAAAUUAAAACUUAAGUUAAUUUUUGUAUUUCUGUGGAUAAAUAAACAUUUUUCUUUCAAAAGUGUAUCAAAGCUAUUUUACAGGUUAGUGGGUUUAAUAAACUUAAAUACCACAAACAGACUACAGGGAGGAAUUAUUCAAAAGCUCUUUAGAAAGAACUUAAAGGGAUAGUUUACCCAAACUUGUCAUCAUUUACUCACCCUUUAUAAAUAUCUUUGU
Molecule: messenger RNA, 902 nt
Organism: Triplophysa rosa
Lineage: Eukaryota; Metazoa; Chordata; Actinopteri; Cypriniformes; Nemacheilidae
Gene: fhit
Product: fragile histidine triad diadenosine triphosphatase
Exons: 10
Coding region: 77-616 (179 amino acids)
Biological process (GO): intrinsic apoptotic signaling pathway by p53 class mediator; diadenosine triphosphate catabolic process; purine nucleotide metabolic process
Cellular component (GO): nucleus; plasma membrane; cytoplasm
Molecular function (GO): ubiquitin protein ligase binding; bis(5'-adenosyl)-triphosphatase activity
Source: RefSeq, a predicted model, not a curated record